Molecule: messenger RNA, 1692 nt
Organism: Xenopus laevis (African clawed frog)
Lineage: Eukaryota; Metazoa; Chordata; Amphibia; Anura; Pipidae
Gene: btd.L
Product: biotinidase L homeolog
Exons: 4
Coding region: 134-1675 (513 amino acids)
Biological process (GO): biotin metabolic process
Molecular function (GO): hydrolase activity, acting on carbon-nitrogen (but not peptide) bonds, in linear amides; biotinidase activity; hydrolase activity
Source: RefSeq, a predicted model, not a curated record
CUUUCACUCGCUACAGUCACAGCCUCCCUAAUAGCAAGGGGAUUGGUCGUGUCUUCGGAUCAGCCAAUCGGAGCGUGUGAAGGAGGCGGGUAUAUACAAGUUGUUUGUACUGCUGAUCCGGGACAGAGCGGAAAUGUUACAAAAAUAUAGCGCAUUUUGUAUCUGCAUCCUCUGCUGCCUGGUUGCCUCCCUGAGUGGCCACAUUGUGGCUUAUUACACUGCUGCUGUGUAUGAACACCAUGCCAUCCUCAACCAGAAUUCCACCACUCUGACUGACCGCAAAGCUGCGCUGGAAUUUAUGCUUCAGAAUCUUGACAUCUAUGAAAUGCAAGUGGCUGCCGCAGCAGAAAAGGGUGCCCAGAUCAUUGUGUUUCCUGAGGAUGGAAUUCAUGGAUUUAAUUACACCAGGCAAUCUAUUUACCCAUAUUUGGAUUUUCUUCCGCCUACUCACCUACUCCCUUGGAAUCCAUGUCUAGAGCCUGACAGAUUCAAUGAUACAGAGGUGCUCCAGAGGCUAAGCUGCAUGGCAGUGAAGGGUGGAAUGUAUUUGGUUGCAAAUCUGGGAACUAAAGUACCGUGUGAGCCUCAUCAUUUUCAGUGCCCAGAUGGCAGGUACCAAUUCAAUACAAACGUUGUAUUUAGUUCCAAUGGCUCAUUUGUAGCCAGCUACUUCAAGCAAAACUUGUACUUUGAAUAUGGCUUUGAUACACCUAAUAAAGAACAGUAUGUGGUAUUCGACACGCCCUUUGCCAGCAAGUUUGGAAUGAUAACAUGCUUUGAUAUACUAUUUUACAAGCCUGCAGUAGGCCUUGUAGAAAAGCAUAUGGUGAAACAUAUCUUGUACCCAACAGCUUGGAUGAACCAGCUUCCUCUUUUGUCAGCCAUUCAGAUCCAGAGGGCUUUUGCUUCUGCUUUUGGUGUUAAUUUCUUGGCAGCAAAUAUUCACCAUACAGAACUGGGCAUGACUGGCAGUGGCAUUUACAGUCCAUCCAAGUCCUUCUUUUACUAUGAUAUGACAAGUGAAAAUGGUAAGCUGAUUAUAGGUAAGGUUCCGGUGGAUCCAUCUGAGGAAUUGUCCGCAGGUCACAAUGCACAGAUUUCUUUUGGGACUGACAAUAUGUAUAGCAAUCAGUUACACUGGAUACAUAGUGAAGUCUGUGAAGCAGAAAGAGGAGAACACUGUAGGGGAUCACCACUCAGGCACCAGAUGCCACCAUCAGUGUUCCAGGCAGAAAUGAUGUAUGAUAAUUUCACUUUUACCCCCCUGCCAGCGGUUCAAGGGGCAGUAAAAGUAUGUUCUUCUUCCUUCUGCUGUUAUCUGAAUUAUACAAAAACCAUGGUAUCAAAUGAAUUGUAUGCCCUGGGUGUUUUUGAUGGUCUCCACACAGUGCAUGGAACAUAUUACCUUCAGAUAUGUGCAUUGGUCAAGUGCGGUGGCCUGGAGCCGGAAACAUGCGGACAGGAGGUCACUGAGGCCGGUACCAUAAUAAACUUUCAGCUGUGGGGCAAUUUCACCACCAAACACAUCUUUCCUAUGCUGCUUACCUCUGGGAUGACUUUGCACCUCCCUAAUUCUUGGGGAUGGAAGGACGCUCACUGCUACAUGAACAACAAAAACAUGUCUUCUGGUUUAGUAACUGCUGCCUUGUAUGGAAGAUUGUAUAAUCAAGAUUAAACCUUCAUGCACCUCAA